UGACCGGCGCGCGCGGGGCCGUGGUCGUUGCUCCCUGACCGACCUCGGCCGCCUCCAUGAAGCAGAAAAGCAAGGGGCGGUGGAGUUGGGCCGCCGCGCCCUGGUGCUCGCCGCGCUGCUCUUUGACCUCGCCAGGUGUGAAGAAGAUGCGCAGCUCCACGCAGCAGGACCCGCGCCGCCGGGACCCGCAGGACGACGUGUACCUGGACAUCACCGAUCGCCUUCGUUUUGCCAUUCUCUACAGCAGACCGAAGAGUGCAUCAAACGUACAUUAUUUCAGCAUAGAUAAUGAACUCGAAUAUGAGAACUUCUCCGAAGACUUCGGACCACUCAAUCUGGCAAUGGUUUACAGAUAUUGUUGCAAGAUAAAUAAGAAAUUAAAGUCCAUUACAAUGUUAAGGAAGAAAAUUGUUCAUUUUACUGGCUCUGAUCAGAGAAAGCAAGCAAAUGCUGCCUUCCUUGUUGGAUGCUACAUGGUUAUAUAUUUGGGGAGAACCCCAGAAGCAGCAUAUAGAAUAUUAAUCUUUGGAGAUACACCCUAUAUUCCUUUCAGAGAUGCUGCCUAUGGAAGCUGCAAUUUCUACAUUACACUUCUUGACUGUUUUCACGCAGUAAAGAAGGCAAUGCAGUAUGGGUUCCUUAAUUUCAACUCAUUUAACCUUGAUGAAUAUGAACACUAUGAAAAAGCAGAAAACGGAGAUUUAAAUUGGAUAAUACCAGACCGAUUUAUUGCCUUCUGUGGACCUCAUUCAAGAGCCAGACUUGAAAGUGGUUACCACCAACAUUCUCCGGAGACUUAUAUUCAAUAUUUUAAGAAUCACAAUGUUACUACCAUUAUUCGUCUGAAUAAAAGGAUGUAUGAUGCCAAACGCUUUACGGAUGCUGGCUUCGAUCACCAUGAUCUUUUCUUUGCGGAUGGCAGCACCCCUACUGAUGCCAUUGUCAAAAGAUUUCUGGAUAUCUGUGAAAAUGCUGAGGGUGCCAUUGCAGUACAUUGUAAAGCUGGCCUUGGUCGCACGGGCACUCUGAUAGCCUGCUACAUCAUGAAGCAUUACAGGAUGACAGCAGCCGAGACCAUUGGGUGGGUAAGGAUCUGCAGACCUGGCUUGGUGAUUGGGCCUCAGCAGCAGUUUUUGGUGAUGAAGCAAACAAGCCUCUGGCUGGAAGGGGACUAUUUUCGUCAGAAGUUAAAGGGGCAGGAGAAUGGACAAUACAGAGCAGCCUUCUCCAAACUUCUCUCUGGUGUUGAUGACAUUUCCAUAAAUGGGGUCGAGAAUCAAGACCAGCAAGAACCCAACCCUUACAGUGAUGACGACGAAAUCAAUGGAGUGACACAAGGUGAUAGACGUCGGGCCCUGAAAAGGCGAAGACAAUCCAAAACAAGCGAUAUUCUUCUCCCAUCUCCCCUGGCUGUGCUGACCUCUACACUGUGCAGUGUUGUCAUCUGGUGGAUUGUUUGUGACUACAUUCUUCCCAUCCUGCUAUUCUGACUCGAAGAUUUCAGAACAUAGUAGCCAUCAGGACCCCCUGACACAUAGCUGCUUCUCUCCAUUUCAAGGACUAAAACGGUUUUGCAUUAAGUAAAAACCUGUGACCAGAACUGAAGGAAGACUCUAGGAACUGAAAACUGCAACAGAAAUUAGCACAAUUUGAAAACAAAACAAAAUUGCAAAAGACUUAGUUGCUUUCCACCUAAGAAGCUAAUCAAUGGAGAAAAUGUCCACUGGGGUUUCAGUAAUGAACUUUUGAGUUUGGGUGCAAGCAAAUAUACCGAGACCAGCUCAGUCAGGGAGACCCUAACCCAGUGGCGCUAGAGGAAUUAAAGACACACACACAGAAAUACAGAGGUGUAAAGUGGGAAAUCAGGGGUCUCACAGCCUUCAGAGCUGAGAGCCCCGAACAGAGAUUUACCCACAUAUUGAUGAACAGCAAACCAGUCAUUAGCAUUGUUUCUAUAGAUAUUAAAUUAACUAAAAGUAUCCCUUAUGGGAAACGAAGGGAUGGGCCGAAUUAAAGGCAUAGGUUGGGCUAGUUAACUGCGGCAGGAGCACGUCCUUAAGGCACAGAUCGCUCAUGCUAUUGUUUGUGGCUUAAGAAUGCCUUUAAGCAGUUUUCCACUCUGGGCUGGGUGGGCCAGGUGUUCCUUGCCCUCAUUCGAGUAAACCCACACCCUUCCAGCGUGGGCAUUAGGGCCAUUAUGAACAUGUUACAGUGCUGCAGAUAUUUUGUUUAUGGCCAGUUUUGGGGCCAGUUUAUGGCUGGAUUUUGGGGGGCUUGCUCCCAAAAAGAAUGACUCAAAGAAAGGCCCAGCUCUCAAGCUGAACGACAAAAAUGCUGUUGUAAAUUUAGUCUCAGGUGUAAAUACCCAAGCCCUCCGGUACCCAGGGAGCUGGCUGGUCUGUGGUGCAUGUGUGUCCUUGUGAUGGCAAGCAUUGUAGCUGCUGGCCUUCAGAAGAAUUGAGGAUCUGAUGGAGGUUUUUUAUGUAUUUAUUUUCUGUUCAGCUUGCAACCCUGUGUCAAAAUUGGUAAAGAUACAAAAGGCAUUACUGAAAUGGUACUUUCUGUAAUUUGAUACUAUUUGGUUUUAUCAUCUUCACUUGACUGUUUGUAAUACUGUUGCAAUAUUAACUCUGAUAAGUACCCAAGCUGCUUGUCUUCCACCAAAGAGUGCUUUAUUAACAAGAAUCUGUGAAAACCACAUUUAAACACUGUUGCAUGUUGUAAUACCAGGUGAUACCUUGGUAACCUAAAACUUGCAAGAGAAUAUUAAUGGUAGCUUUAGAAGACUCAGGAGGAGAAACUGACUUCAGAGUUGGAAGAUGUUGCAAGUCAUUCCUUUUUCUGUCCUUUAGGGACUGAAGAACUGGGAGGUUGCCCAUUGUUUGGUUGCCAGUCAUACAAAUUAAAAUCAUAUUUCCUUCCAUG
This is a messenger RNA of Gorilla gorilla gorilla (western lowland gorilla), 2925 nucleotides long. RefSeq names its product dual specificity protein phosphatase CDC14C. The transcript has a single exon. The coding region runs from base 57 to 1490 and encodes 477 amino acids. NCBI's taxonomy places the organism in Eukaryota, Metazoa, Chordata, Mammalia, Primates, Hominidae. Gene Ontology annotation, biological process: protein dephosphorylation. The record is from RefSeq and is a predicted model, not a curated record.